CUCCUGAUUUUACUACAUACUGUAUCAUAAUAGCUUUUUCGCUUGACACUAGGGACAAUUACAUCACUCCUCAAGUCCCUGGCAUGCCAACUUUUACUUCACUUAAAUUUAUCAAAACGAUGAUUGUUAACGAUAGCUCCAAGAACAACAUAAGGUCGCCAGACGACAAUACGAAAUAUAUGAAAGAAGCAGCACGGUGGAUAAAUCUCAGACCACAAACAGACCAAUCGACGGCUCCAAAAUCAUCAACAAUAUCCAGCCUCACAUCCAAGCUUAAAUCCCUCAUCCUCUCCAAAGACCAGCAAGACUCUACGGAGGACACAGGCCCAAAAUUCCACCAAUUCAGCCUCUUACCCAGCGAACUACAAGUCAACAUCUGGACCUACGCAGCGCAAGCACCUCUAACCCACAGAAAAAAUUACGGCAUCCUAUCCUCGCACCGCCUCCCCCCCUCAUCCACAACCGAACGUCCAGACUCUGACCCAAACUCACCCUUACCAAGACCCAUCCUCUACCCUCAAUCAGACCCAACCCAAACAUUCUCUUCCGCAACCCUCCCUCCCUUCUUCUCCCUCUCAGACCCAACCCCCCCUUCAGACCCCACCAACAAACUCUUCUUCCCCAUCGCGCCACUGCUACACACAUGUUCGCUCUCACGACAUAUCUUCCAGCGAGAAUGGGAGCCGAGAUUUCCUGAGCCGUUGAGGGAGAUUAUUAGGAGGACAGGGAGGUGGGUGGUGUUGAUGACGACGUUGCUGGAGAAGCAGGGACUGGGGAUUUUGGUGUUGGAGGAGGAGGUUGGGUGGGAGGGUGUGGGGAUUUGGAUGGGUGGGAGGCUGGAUAGGAGGGAGGGGAGGGUGGUUACGUAUUAUUUGUUCAAUUAUAUGUGGUAAGAGGGGAGUGGAAGGCAAGAUGGGGGAUGGGAUGAUAAUGGGUCUUGAGAGGAGGGUUCGGAAUGUGACACGUGGGGUGUAACUCUUUAAGAGGAGUGUUAACGAACUUGGGAGUCUUUCUGACGGGAAUAGUAUUUGUAUGAAGAAUGAAAGAUGCGGGAAGGAUCCGGAAUUCAGUGCCAGGAAGUCUUCGAAGACAAGACAGUUAACUGGGGGUUCGUAAAGUCGACGUGUGGAAACGUGCGAUAUUUGUAUUGUAGGCUCUA
Molecule: messenger RNA, 1159 nt
Organism: Cadophora gregata
Lineage: Eukaryota; Fungi; Ascomycota; Leotiomycetes; Helotiales; Ploettnerulaceae
Exons: 1
Coding region: 84-893 (269 amino acids)
Source: RefSeq, a predicted model, not a curated record